UUUCCCGCCGGGGCCCCCGGUCACGUGACCCGGUCCAGGAGUGCGGUUUUGGCUCCAGGCCGCGCGCUGAGAGAAGAAUCAAUGAGGUCGCGCGGCGUCCAUCAGCCGGGUACCGGCGGGCCGUGAUUGGCUCAGCGUUGCCAUGGAGAUGCAGCGUUGCCGGCGUGUGACCAGGCUGCCCGGCCAUCUUUUGUGUGUCGGAUUGUGUGGAAUCGCUGAGUGGAAGGGGAGCGGAGGAGCGGAAAAUCAGAGAACAAUUCAAACCAUGCCCUUUCGGGCCGUAAUAAAACAUCAAACAGAAGAGGACACAGAACAGUAAAGACAUCCCACCAAGUGGGCCAUUACACACAGGCAUGAAGUAGUUCUAAUGAUGAAACAGUAUAGUGACACGGCAAUACAAGGGGAGCAAAAGUAUUGGUAGAUACCUGAACAGAACCCCAAGCCAUGGUGAAGAUUUUUGUAGGUGGUGUAUCACCAUCUGCUUCCCCUGAAGAACUAAAGAAGCUCUUUGAGAGGUACGGCCAAGUAAAUGAGUGUGAUAUCCUCAAAAAUUAUGCCUUUGUUCAUAUGGAACGCGAGCAAGAUGCCCAUCGUGCUAUUGGUGAGCUGCAUAAACAAGAAUUUUAUGGUUCCCAUCUAACUGUGGAAUAUGCUACAUCAAAGAUACGUAAUGCUACCAAAAUAUAUGUGGGCAAUGUGUCUAGCAGAGCGACGACCUCCCAAGUAAAAGAGCUGUUUGAAAAAUUUGGCAAAGUGGUAGAGUGUGACAUUGUGAAAAAUUAUGCCUUCGUGCACAUGGCCAAAGAGAGGGAAGCCAUGGAUGCCAUCUUGCACCUUAAUGACACUCCACUAGAAGACCAGAAGAUCUUCGUCACCCUGUCUAAGAGCAAUAAUGCUCCAAAGAACUCCAAGCUAUCUUCUGCAACUGUGGUGGCAGCAUCAACGGCACCUCCCCCACCUCCUCCUCCACCACCCCCCGCUUAUUAUUUCCAUCGUGGACGCAUACCACCCCCAGCUCCUUUUUCACCGUUUCCGCCUCGUUCAUGGUAUGAGAGGGAAUACUAUGAGAGGUAUGCUUAUGACUUCUAUGACAGAAGUGGGCUUAGUGCUCGUGCUACAUAUGACAGAGCCCUCACUCCAGCAGCUGUGGUGGCUGCGGCGGCUGCAACUCUUCCCGCUACCCCUGUAGCAGCUGCUGCUCCUCCAGCACCACCAUCCAUUAAUGCAGCCUUGGCUCCUGCAGCAUACAGGGACAGAAGUCCUGUAGGGCGAAGAACAGCAGCAGCGGCAGCAGUCAUGGCACAAUAUGCAGAUCCGUAUGGUGCAUCUCAAGCCUACAGCCAGAGUUACAGCCAAGCCUAUGCAUCUGCAUUCUCUCAGUAUAGCUUGGGAGCAGCAGGUUACAGUCCCGCUGAGUACUACGAGAAAUAUGCUAACGGGUAUGCAGGCCAGUACAGCCAAACUUACUAAGCCUCACCAAUCCACCGUCACCUCUUUUCCCAGUCAGCUUCUUCCUUUACCCUCUACAGAGUUUGCAAAGGGAGAUGAGAGAAGUACAUAACAGUUACCUGACUAUUGCGAUAUAGUCCUCUGUCUAAUCACGAGAAAGGGAUGCAGCUUAUGGGAAAAAAUGGUUAUUAGGUAUUAAAAUUAUAGCACGUUUCUCCAGAAUAAGGACUUAUCUUUAACAAAUAAUUAUGAAAGGGUAGUGAUAUAUAUAUAUAUAUAUAUAUAUAUAUAUAUAUAAUGUGUGUAUGUAUACAUAAUGUUGUGUGUCUUUAUAUAACAAGCAUAGAAAGGAUUAGGCACCAUGGCACAUGGGAAAUACUACAUAGGUAUUAUAUAUGAUUUACUAAGCUUGGUACUAACCUGGGCUAAAUAACAUAUGUUAAUUUGGGAAGAAUUUUACUACAUCUGGGCUAGACUACCUGAGAUCCAUAUAAAGAGUAUGCUGGUAGGCUGCUCAUAAAUAAUAACUUAGCAUAGACUAUUUCAGAUUGUACGAAGCUAAAAUUAGCACAUAAUAAAAUUUAGGCUUAUUUUUAUAUAAGACGCUAGGAAUGUACAAAAACAUUUUGAACAUCCAUCCUGGAUACAGCUAGGAGGCUUGCAUAUACAGAGAGUAAAGACAGAUUAGUUUGCUAGUUCUGUGCAGAUGACAGGAAUGGAAUGAUAUAAUGCAAUUUAGGCCUGGCUUUACAAUGCAUUUGGCCAAAUGGCCAACACAUAAUAUAAAUAUGUGAUGUGAAAAUGAUGAGGUUUUUAUUUAUCCAGUUCAUGGUAUAAGCCUAGAAGUAUUAAGUACAGUUGAGUGACUGUACAAUAAGAUUCGCAGAACCCAAGUCUAAUGAAUUGGCUGUUAAUUCACUUAAAUGGUCACUGUCAUAAAAAAAAACAAAAAAAAAAAUUUUGAUAUGUCUUAGAGAUGUAUUAAAAAAAUCUUGAUUGGUCAGAGUCUAAUUCCUAGAUAGAGUUUAGGAAAAUGCCGCUAAGCAUGUUCUCUCCUGGAUCUAAACCAUGUGACCGUGGGGACCAUUUCUGUCAUAUAUAGAACGGGGAGAGAAGCAGUCAAGUGCGCCCUUCUUUCCCCACUUGUUUUAGAGUUGGUCAAACCCUGACUGAUCAAAAAAAAAAUUUUUAAAGUAUUUAUUUAAGUUCAGCAAUUUAAUUAACAAACACCACCCAC
This is a messenger RNA of Hyla sarda, 2686 nucleotides long. Its product is annotated as RNA-binding protein 4B-like. The record is from RefSeq and is a predicted model, not a curated record. Lineage: Eukaryota; Metazoa; Chordata; Amphibia; Anura; Hylidae. The transcript is spliced from 3 exons. Gene Ontology annotation, biological process: mRNA splicing, via spliceosome. Gene Ontology annotation, cellular component: nuclear speck. Gene Ontology annotation, molecular function: mRNA binding. Bases 445 to 1470 code for a protein of 341 amino acids.